Messenger RNA from Diaporthe citri, 1137 nucleotides. RefSeq lists its product as uncharacterized. NCBI's taxonomy places the organism in Eukaryota, Fungi, Ascomycota, Sordariomycetes, Diaporthales, Diaporthaceae. The record is from RefSeq and is a predicted model, not a curated record. The coding region runs from base 1 to 1137 and encodes 378 amino acids. The transcript has a single exon.
AUGAUUUCCGAGGUCAACAAAUACAUUGCGGCUUUCCUUCUGUGCUGGCUUCUCUUUUCUGCCAGCGUCAUUGAUGCUGACGAUGGAUUUCCCAACCCGGGACAUUACAAGCGGCCGAUCGUUCUUGAUAGAUCAGGCGGGUUCCAAAUUGGUGGGAGAAUCAUUCACAGUCCAUACUACUACAACAUGACGCUCUCUUGCGACCACGGAUAUAUGGAAUACUUCAUUCCGCGCCGCCCCCGCCAGACUGCCCUCGUCAUGUGGCAUAGUGCCAGCACACAGAUAUGGCAGAACCGAUGGGACGGCGGAGAAGGCUUCAAGGACAUGUUCCUGCGCCGCAACUACCCGGUCUACCUCUGGGACGGCCCGAGGGUCGGCCGGGCGAACUGGGCGUGCGUCCCGAUGACCUACAUCCCGGAUUACCGCGACCAGGGCAACUUCGCGGCGUGGAACUUCGGGCCGCGGUUCCCGGAGUGGUGGCCCGACGUGCAGUUCCCGACCGAGGACCGCGACGAGCACUGGCAGGAGGCGACCAGCGCGAGGUACGUGGAGAUCGACACCGUCGAGAACGUGGAGCUGCACAGCUACACCGCCGCCGUGGCUGCCGACUCCGGGAAGGUCGGCAAGAGCAUCGUCUACCUGACGAACUCGGCCGCUGGGCUGAGGGCCAUGAUGACGGCCACCAAGUCGAACACGACCAAUAUCAAGGGCAUCGUGAUGUACGAGAGCGUUGGGUACGUCUUCCCCGAUAAUGCGAACAUCACGCAAGGCGGUGCAUUUGGACCUUUUGUGGUGCCGCUGGAACGCUUUAAAAAGCUGGCGAAAGUGCCGGCGAUCCAGUUCGUCUUCGGCGACCACAAGCCGGAGACGGACAUGUACGUGAAGCAGGCACGGCUAGAAGCCAAGUUGAUCAACCUCUACGGCGGCAACGCGCAGGUCUUGAAGCUUGGCGACGAUGCGGGGCUCAAGGGCAGUACGCAUAGUGCGUUUGCUGACAUGGAUAAUGAAGAGGUUGCGGGUCUGCUGGAAGAGCUUUUGCAUAAAAACAGGUUGGACUUUUAUCAGAAUAACGGGGAUGACGACAGUGACGAUGAAGAUGAGGAAGACGAAGAUGACAAAAGAGGAGGAAGAAGAUAG